Messenger RNA from Thermochaetoides thermophila DSM 1495, 4044 nucleotides. RefSeq lists its product as uncharacterized. The transcript has 2 exons. The record is from RefSeq and is a predicted model, not a curated record. The coding region runs from base 1 to 4044 and encodes 1347 amino acids. Lineage: Eukaryota; Fungi; Ascomycota; Sordariomycetes; Sordariales; Chaetomiaceae.
AUGGCCACCGUCGACCCUCCGCACGAGGGGGUCCCCCCACACCCAUAUCCGUACUCAGAAGAGGCACACUGGCACCGGCACGGUCUCCCCGACACGGACCCAAACUCGGACUUCUACUACAGCCAACGCAGCCGCCUCGACUCGUCUGCAUCUCCUGAUACGGUAUCCGCUUCAUCUGACGUCGUGCCCAACCCCAACGACGCGGACUCGCUCAGAGAUCUGCACCUACGCCUGGACCCUCUCGAUCCAAGCCCCUUACCCGUCCCUCCUCCACGCGAGCAGCCGCAUCCCGCCGUGUCACACGCUAAAGCCGUGUCACUGUCAUUGUCACCGUCACCUUCACCCGUGUCAUCGUCGCACGCGGCCGUUGUUGAAACAUUCGACCCAAAAUCACACGAAACAAACGCUCAUCCCAACUCAAGCAUUCCCGGCGUCGGUUUCGGAUUGAAUAAACAACUCCCUCCGCUUCCGAGUCCUCGCGCCGUCCGCUCUCUCAGCCUUGCCCAGCUCGCCGGUCCCGUCAAGCGGAAGCCCUUGUCCUCCGCAGCGUCGCCGACGGCCAUCCGUUUCUCGCUCCGGGCCGGUGCCGCGUCAACUUCAUCCCCAUCCUUGCCCUACGACCCCGCGUCGCAUGUCUCGUUGCCCGCUGAUCUGCCCAGGCCCGAGCUGAGGUUUGCCAGAUCUUGCUCCGUCGACAGCCCCACCCUCUACGAGUUCCCCCAGCGCAGCUUGCCGGCUCCGAGUGCGCUGAGGGUUGCCAUUCCGGACCAAGACCACAGCGAGCCCUCGUCUCCCGGCUCCCCCAGCUUUCGUCAACAACAACAACAACAACAACAAUUACACCACCACCAGGACCUGCCCGUCCGCAGCCCGCUCGACUCGCCCGUCCAUCCCGUGCAGCUGCAACAAAACACAGCCGUUUCCAGCUCCGCGGCGAGUCAAACGUCGCGCACGCCGUCCUUGGUCCACGAGCUCGGACAACAGAGUCCAAGCGACGAAACGCCCAGCGUCGUCCACACGCAGGACUCGGAUCAGGACUCGGACCCCUACGAGCUCGGGUCUGUCUACUCGGACCCGGCGGAGCCUGACGCCGAGCUCGACUCAGACUCACCGCAUACGUCACAGCGGGUCAAACCCGCCACGCCCAUCGAAGCUCAUACCGGCGCUAUCAAGACCAUGUCCUUGUUCUCGCGGAAGUCGCCGCCUCCGCAUCUCAAUCUUCAAGCGUCGAACCUGGAUGGUCAAUCCAUCGCGUCGCCCACAAGCCGCGAGCCGAAUCUCAACAAACCGUUACCAAAAUCACCUGCCUCGUCCAAGCUCAGCGCCUUCUUCGGCUGGGCCACGUCUCCAGCACCGCCGACCACUCCCAGUGACUACGAAGAAGACAAGGCGCCCUUCUCGCCGCUACCCCCCCCUUCGCCCACUUCGCCGCCGAAACGCAGUGGAUCCCUUGCCGGUGGCGAGGCCGUCCAGACUCCGAUCACGGGAAGGAGUUUGACGUUCCCCAAUGUCGGCGAUCAGGCUAGCUCGUUGCAAUAUUGCGAGUCGUACCUACAAACACCAGAGCAGAGCACGACGUCCUUGGGACAGAUCGAAGAGAUGGAGGACGAGCUGAAGGCCAUCAGCGCCGAACUGGCGUCGUCUAUUCGACGCGAGAUGGACCUCGAGGAUCUCGUCGAGCGCCUGCAGGAACAGCUCAACAACCCGCAGGCCCGCGACAAGCGGAGCAGUGACUACUUUUCCGACUCGGGGUACAGCUCAGCCAAGUACAGCGAUUAUGAUGCCGCCAAGGAAGAGAUCUCGACGAUUCAGCGUCGGGCCGAGCAGGAAAAGGCCCAGAUUCGUCUCGAACUGACCCAGAAGCUGCAAGAAGAGCGCGAGAAGCGCCGGCUAUUAGAUCAGCAGAUCCAGGAGCUGUCGAGGCGGGCGUCGCAGAUCGACGUCGAGCAGAUUAACAAUGCCGCCAUCACCCAGCGCGUCAAGGAGCUCGAGGCCCAGUGCGAGGAUUUGAGCCGCAGGUUAAACGAAGAGCGCCAGGUCAAGAGUAACUUUGAGGAUCUGCUCAAUGCCCUCAAGGGCGAGCUGGAGACGGCCACAAACGAGCGCGACAACCUGCGCGAUGAGGUCAUCCCGCAGCUGCAGGCCCGCGUCGAGGGCCUCGAGGCCGAGGCGGCCGAGCAUGCCAAGCUCGCCUACGACACGACCAAGAUGCAGCAGGAGCUUGAGCAGCUCCGCGCCGAGCAGGCCGAACGCGAGCGGCUCAUCGCCGACACGGCCAAACUGCAGAAAGAGAUCGAGGCCCUGCGUGCCGAGUGCGCCGAGCAUGCCCGACGCGCCCAGGAAGCCUCGCGGUUGCAGCACGAGCUGCAGAUGCUACGCUCCGAGAAUGCCGAGCUCAAGAUGUCGGCUUCUAUCGGGAGCCCGCCGCCUGCUCCUCCUCCCCCGCAUACCCGCAUGUCGAUGGGCCUGUCGCGGUCGGCCUCCGUCACCGGUAGCCCCGGCCUGCGUAAGGAUCGGCCGCAGUCGUUGGCCAGGUCCAACACCAUCAACAAGCCGGGCGAGUCGCGCGAGGUGCUGGCCGAGAGGCUCAAGGACGUGGAAGCGCAGCGCGACGCCCUGCACAGCGCCCUCAAGAGCCUGCUGGAGCGGCAGGAGCUCCAGAACCGCGAGAAUGCUAAGCGCAUCCGGCAGCUCGAGAUGGAGCGCGACCGGCUGCUGUCGGCCUCGCCCAAGAAGGCCGGCUACGAGCGCGAGGUGGCCAAGCUCCGUGACGAGAUUAACGUCUUGCGUCGCCGCGCCGAGGACGCCAUUGAGCAGAAGUUCCAGGUCGAGAAGGGUCUGAUAGGGUUGAAGAUGGAUCUUGACCGCGCCCAGGAGGAGAUUGCUUCCCUCCGGCGUCUGCUCAAGGAGAAGGAUAUUCUCAUCCCCAAUGCCUGGGACCGUCCUAGCAGCAGCCACUCGGAAGAGGGGGAUGAGCAGGUUCACCUUGGCGUCCCCGUCACCUCGUCUUCGCUCGAGAAGGCAUACCAGGAUCUGCAGGCCGCCUAUGCCGACGCGCUGAAGCGGCUGAAGGGUAUGGAAGAGGCUGCCGGCUUUGACGAGAAGAUGCAGAUGGCCAUGCAGCGCCUCGAGCAGGCCCUCGCCAACGCCGUCUCGGAUCGCGACCUCGCCAGAGCCGAGGCCGACUCGUACCGCGCGCAGGUCGAGUCCCUGCAAAAGGCCGAGAAGGAGCACCUCGAAGCCGAGCGCGACCUAGCCGAGCAACUCGAGCAGGCAGCUCGCCGCGUCGAGGACUUAGCAGCCCAAGUCCGCGCCCAGCUCGACGCCAACGCCGCCCUCCGCGCCCGCCUGGCCGAAACCGUCGCCCGCGGCGAGGUCGAGCAAAAGAUCAGCACCGAGCGCAUCGCCUCCAUGCAGAACCGUCUGCGCGCCCUCGAAGAGCAGGUCAUUGCCGCCCAGACCUCCGCCGAGGAGCGUGUUGCUCGCUACGAGGAAGAAAUUGCGCGGCUGAAGGAAGCCCACAGCGCUCAGCUCCAGCGCCUGCGCGAUGUGGCGACGGCCUCCGCCCGCGUCAGCAGCACCAUCGCUGGUGCCUUGUCGCCCCGUCUCAUGCCUCCCAAAUCGCCGCUCCUGUCGCCCAUGUUUAGCCCCCGCUCCGGGCGGUCGUCACCUGGUCCGCGUCCUUCGUCCCGCAUGUCGCUGCCUGGUAGUCCCGCCGCCCGCCCUACCCUGCGCCGCAGCCUGACCGGCGAGUCGCCGCUGGAUAUGGCGAGCGAGGUGGAGCAGUUGAGGAAGAGGGUGACCGAGUUGGAAGGCCAGUUAGCGGUGGCGGAUGCCGAGAUGCAGCAAGUUGUGGAGAGGGUGACGCAGAGCCAGAUGGAGGUGUUUAGGCUGCAGGAGGAGAGGGAUGAAGCGAUGAGAAUGACCAGGAAGUUGCAAAGAUGUUUGGAGGAGGAGAGGAUGAGGGUUUUUGAGCGGGAGUGGAGGGAAUUGACGCAAGCUCAAGGGGGAGGAUUGCAGGUGAGAGUUGAGGCGGAUGAGUGA